This is a messenger RNA of Vespula pensylvanica (western yellowjacket), 834 nucleotides long. RefSeq lists its product as uncharacterized. The record is from RefSeq and is a predicted model, not a curated record. Gene Ontology annotation, cellular component: lysosomal membrane. NCBI's taxonomy places the organism in Eukaryota, Metazoa, Arthropoda, Insecta, Hymenoptera, Vespidae. The coding region runs from base 165 to 749 and encodes 194 amino acids. The transcript has 5 exons.
GCACUGAACAACGUUUGACAGUAAGAGGUUGGUUUAAGGACGAUUUACUAUUGAUUGUUCGUUCAUUUUAUUUAAAAGUAAAAAUAAUAUAUUAUUCUUAAAAACAAAUAUUUAUAAAUAGUUGUGUGUGUGUGUGUGUGCUCGAUGAGCGUCCACACUGUAUAAUGUGGAAAUACACUUUAAUUCCAGCGACGAUUAUUUUAGUGUGUCUGUCAAAAUGUGAGGCACAAUAUGAUGAUAAAAGAUGCAAAUGUAUUUGUCCAAGUCUUUCUUCUGUGAUAAAUACCACACAACCUUCAUUAGAUCGAUUAAUUUUUAUCAUUAAUGUCCCACCAUCACAAUGUAAAUGUGAAGAUGUUGUUUUACCAAAACUAGGGGAUCAAAUAAAGACUAAAGAAGAAAUUUUUUGUCCUAGAUGUGAUUGCAAAUAUGAAAAUAGAAACACAACUAUUAUUAAAAUUGUCGUUAUAAUUGUUAUUUGGGUUAUAUCAUUGUUAGUAAUUUAUAUGUUAUUCUUAAUUUGCUUGGAUCCAUUAUUGAAUAAAAGAAUACAUAAAAACACAACUAACAUUGGUUAUCAUGAACAUAAUAAUGAAGAGGAUGAUGCAUCAGUAGCACCUGGGUCUUCUCAUCCGAUGGGAGAAAGAGGAAAUGUUCUAAAUCGUGUAGGGCAUCAACAAGAUAAAUGGAAGAGACAAGUUCGAGAACAGAGACGUAAUAUUUAUGACCGACAUACUAUGCUUAAUUGAAAUGUACAGUUGAUUAUGACAAAAUACUAAAUAUCAUCAAUAGUGUAUUACACAUCUCUAAAUAUAAAUAUGAUAAAUAAGAAAA